This is a messenger RNA of Mesorhabditis spiculigera, 853 nucleotides long. The record is from the annotation of a GenBank genome assembly. Lineage: Eukaryota; Metazoa; Nematoda; Chromadorea; Rhabditida; Rhabditidae.
AUGACUCGAACGUCCUUCAAAUGUUCUUGGCCAUCUUGUGAAUACAACAGCGAAUUCUUUAAUAACGUUACGCGACACGAGGUCGCUCAGCAUGGGCUUGAGAGCCGCCCCUCCCCUCGAGCUGCAGGCCAAAAGCUGCAAUGCGUCGUGUGCAACAACUUCUACGCCACAGAUAGCAAGACGAUCAUCACUGAGCUUCAAGCUCCUUACUUGAACGAAGAGAAUCCGACUAACCAUGCUUUUUACACGACCCUGCAGGACGUUCGACGGGUCAAGGAGCGCUUCCAGCUGAUCCCCGGAAGGAAACACAAAGAAGAUGUAAUUUCGCUCCAAAUACUCCUUGAGCAAUGCACUGAUGACAUGAUAGUAUUCUAUACGCCAGCACACAAUCCUCCAUCAACGAACGGCUUUUUACUAAUCAACCAAGGACUUGAUAAUCCGGAGAUCGAUGUUACCGCCGCGAACUUCGACGUUGAGCAACCGGAAGACGCACUGCAGCCACCCCACAUCCCGAUCUUGGUUGCAGGAGCCGAUAAGGAGAACAUUGCGCCGCUCGAUGAGCAAGAGGCGAAGAAGCAAGCAAUCUCAACUCGAAUUAAGGAACUAAAAGAAUCCCUUCGAAACAACCUUGCUGGGCUAAGGUUUGACGUCCUGACCUACGAGGGAAAUACGGAAGAGGCGAUUGAGUUCUUGCAAAGGGCUGAUCAACAGAUUGAAGCCUUGAGCAACUCCUUCAAGGGUGAGAAGCCGACUAGUCCUCGGCUGGCAAUGCGCGACGAAAAGGACGGGCCCAUCCGAGAAGCUUCCAUUCGCUUUCGCAAUGAGCGGCUUGAGCAUCGAUCCGAGCAUAACC